CCGUGCUGCUGGGUGCGCCAUAUUGGUUGGCUUUUAUGAGGAGUGGAGUUGGACAAGCCGCUUGUGAAAACCAAAUCAGUUUCUGGACAUGAAGUAUUUCGAUGCUAACCAGUAAUUCAACGCGGUAGGCUUUAUCUCUUUCCAUAAGUGCAAAGUGUUCAUAGCACGCCGUUUUCCCGUGAAGAGGUUCUCGACUUACUCGAGUCCAAUGGAUCCUCGGACCGCUUGGCUCCAGCCGGAGCAGAAGGGACCUGACAAUUCCCCGAUGCACAUUUGGGAAACCUCUCAGGGAUUUGGAGCGAACUCCAGCAUCGACAACCACCUCCACCACCAACGCAACUUUGCAGCACAAAAUGGAAACUCCACGCAGUCAAACGGCGAGUAUUGCAAAAAUGUAACGUUAGCACUGCCGCCGGGGUGUGUGUUUGGAAAAAUGCCGAAGCGAGACGGCGGCGGAGAGAGGGGAAAUGUCCGAAGGAAGGGCUCGCUGUCACCGUCCUCUUCCUCUCUGGACUCUGAGGCCGAGAGCUCCUCGCCCUCCGGCUCCUCUCUGCAAAUCGAUAAUUUGAACGUCGCAGAAGAUGCCAACCGGUUUUUACACUACGGCGAGCACGAGUUGAACGAGAACAAUCUCAAAUGGCAACACCCCCCUCCGCCUUUUCACACUAUUCAGCAACACUGUCGCAGCAUGCAACAAUCGGGCGGCCACACCCCCACUGGCAUGAAAAAUCAGCACGUGAACAAGCACCACCACCACCACCACCGGUCCCAUUCAUCCGGACGCAGGAGGCAGCUGAACAGAGCCAACACUUUCCACGGCAUCAACGCGCUCCUGUCCCACGGCAGCAACGGACACCAUGUAGACUCUUCUUGUAGUCUGUGGAAAACCAGGCGGUACAGCCCGGGUUUUAACGGUCUUCAUGAAGAAAUCAUGGACUUUUUCAACUUCAUGUCACCACGACCAGAGGAGGAGGCCAUGAGAAGAGAUGUCGUGAACAGAAUAGAAAGUGUCAUCAAGGACUUGUGGCCCACAGCCCGGGUGGAGAUAUUUGGCAGCUUCAGCACAGGACUUUAUCUUCCAACAAGUGACAUUGACCUAGUGGUGUUUGGAAAGUGGGACCAUCCCCCACUGCAAGAACUAGAACAGGCCCUGAAGAAACGCAACGUGGCUGGCCCUUAUCCCAUCAAGGUCCUGGACAAAGCUACAGUGCCGAUCAUCAAGCUUACAGACCAUGAAACUGAGGUGAAAGUGGACAUCAGCUUCAAUGUAGAGACUGCUGUUAAAGCAGCACAGUUCAUCAAAAGCUAUCUUAAGAAGUACACUGUUCUGCCACCUCUGAUCUUCGUCCUGAAGCAGUUCCUACUACAGAGAGAUCUGAAUGAAGUCUUCACAGGAGGCAUCAGCUCUUACAGCCUCAUACUAAUGGCCAUCAGCUUCCUGCAGUUACACCCUCGAAUCGACACGCGACGUGCCAACAUCAACCUGGGCAUCCUGCUGAUCGAGUUCUUUGGACUGUAUGGCCGCAAUUUCAACUACAUGAAGUACGGCAUCAGGGUGAAGAAUGGAGGGGCUUACCUGUCCAAGGAGGAAAUGCUAAAAGGCGUGGGGAGUGGAAACAGGCCAUCCCUGCUCUGCAUGGAAGAUCCAAUACAGCCAGGAAACGACGUGGGCAGGAGUUCGUAUGGCAUCCUGCAAGUCAAGCAGGUGUUUGACUUUGCCUUUAUGGUGCUGAGUCAUGGAGUGUCUCACCAUGCUCGUGCUUACCCCAACAAAGAGUAUGACAGUACUUUAGGACGCAUCAUCAAAGUCAGCCCAGAGGUGUUGUCCUACAGGGACUGGACAAUUAAGAAGUGGGGGGCCAAGCAGUAUGCCAAGCUGGAGAGCCACGAUGUAGAGACCUGUGAGCAGGACCUUGCCAGGCUGAUGCUGGUUUCUGUGGAUGAUCAGAGAGAUGCAUCCUCUCCCCUCAGUGCUGACUCUUCCUCACCUUCUCCAGUCUUCCUCCCAAGCCCUCAACACCACUCAUCAUCAUCCUCUGCAUGCUCGCUGUCUUCCUCCUCCGGAAGUGACAUAGAGUCUGAUUCUCCGCCUAGCAGUAAUGCUGCUGUCCAACUCCACCCCCUCACCCUGGCCUCAGUCCAUUCAGUUAUCCAGAUGGCUACUGACCUGAGGGCCACCCAUCCAGCGGGCUUUAUCCACACCUCACCUCAGAUCCAGAUGUCUCUUCCUGAAAACCUAACCAUCCCCUCGUUCUCUGAUUGCCAGUUCUACCAUGAGAAUCCACCUUCAAUCAGUGUUGUGCACUGUCACGUGUCACAAGCUGCACACAUGUCCCAGCAUGCUAACUCCACAAGCCCCCUCCACCAGCUUCACCACCCACAGAUGGGAGGACAGCAUAGCCACACCUACACCAUGAUAUCCAAUUCCCAUGGCUCACUUGAGCCGCACAAAGUCGGCUUCAAGCACAACCACGGUGGCAGCCUCAGAGGUCAAAAUCACUCUCAAGAUAACUUCAGUCCCCAGCAGCGGUUUGUUCCCCAGAGUCAUAACACAGCACCGGGUUUCAGGAACCAGCAGCAGUACAACCGCAACACCUGGCGCCGCAGGAAGAGGGACAGUCUUCCUGCUCUUAACCACAGCAGAUGAAGUGCAUGCUGGACUUGACUGGCAUUGGUUUUUGAAGGCCUCACUUAGCCCAUCACGGGUCUUGGUGUUGAAGAGCAGUGAAGAAUUCAAGAUACACCUGUGUUUUGUUGGAGGCUCUCAAAAACGUACUUUGUCAAGGAAUUCACAAGUCAAUUGAAGUUGACUCCAAAGGUUUGGAAUGAUUAAUCUCUGCUAGCAUUGCAAGCACUUAUUAAGGCUACAAGGCUCUUGCAGAAGAAGACAGUCUCAUCUGCGCUCAUUUUGUUUUAUCGGUCUGAUGAUAGUCAGAGGCCCUUCCUCGAAAUUUUAUGCACACCAGCACAGAAUUUGAGUUGAUCCAGGAAUGAAUUCCCUGACUGUCUCCUCACCAGUGUCACUUUCCAGCAGCUAAAGAUUCUGGCUGGUUUGCUGAAGAGUUCGGUCAAGUAUUGAGUUUUCAUGCAAUUUAAUGUGCCAAGUACUGAACUGGUUUAGUUCUCCUGACUAUUUGACUCUUAUUGGGCCUUUUUGAUCAGGUUUGGGGCACGUCUGGUCUUCUGAAUGCAACUCCCUCUUGACUAUGCUCUUGAUUCAGAGCUCUUACAGCUUGGAAAUCAUCUACAAAUUGUAUUCUGGACCGAAGCAAAGCACUACCUUUCUACCUAUGCAGCUCAACGCUGACUUGAUGUUUUUGAUGUAACGGCACAAAACGGACCUUGUCCAAAAGUCUUAAACUGUGAUGACUUGUUUGAAUGUACCAAGUGCUUCUUUUUUUGUGUUGGUCAUUUGUUUUUUUUGUUUGUCACGAGGGCUUUUUUUUCUUCUUUUUUUCCACAUUGGCACUACAUGUUUUUUGUCUGGUAAACAUUGCCACCUUUUGUUUGUUGCGUUCAUGUGCAAUAAUUGCUUUUUAUUUAAUUUAUUUCACAUUUUAGUUAUAUUUUAGGGGUUCUCCCCACUAUAGGUUUGCUUUUCUAUUUCUAGACAACAUUGACCUGUGCAAUAGAUGGAUUUAAGGUGUGUGUGCGUGUGUGCGU
Molecule: messenger RNA, 3663 nt
Organism: Etheostoma spectabile (orangethroat darter)
Lineage: Eukaryota; Metazoa; Chordata; Actinopteri; Perciformes; Percidae
Product: terminal nucleotidyltransferase 4A
Biological process (GO): RNA 3'-end processing; polyadenylation-dependent ncRNA catabolic process
Cellular component (GO): TRAMP complex; nucleolus
Molecular function (GO): mRNA binding; poly(A) RNA polymerase activity
Source: RefSeq, a predicted model, not a curated record